AUGUGUAGUUGCUCCUAUUUCAAGAGGAUAUCGAUCCUUGAAACUGUGUCUAAGCUUAAAUUUGUGACUGUGAUGUUGGAUCUUGAGUGUUAUGCACUUGUUAUUGAAAUGUUCCGACAUUUUCUCAAGGUUAUAAGAGAUCAUCAUCCAACGGAAGUUCCCCAAGUAUCACGGAGGUUGGCAGAACACGUUUUGAGUAACUGUGCUAGUAAACUCAAAACAUACCUGACUGAAGCGGUAAAAUCAUCGGGUGUCUCUUUAAAUAUGUAUAGUAAUGUAGUGGCUUCAAUAUGUGAAGGGACAUUCAGUUCUUUGAAGGAGAACAAGGUUGUGGCAAAUCCUGCACGCUUGUUUUCUUCAGUGCAAGAUUUGCCAUCUAAGAAAACAAGUGUGGAGGAAAACAGAUGUGCAGCAGAAGCUGGUCAUCGUCAGGAAAGUUGUCCUACAAAGGCUAUAAAGCGGAAGAAAAAAGAAAUCUCAACGAAGAAGGCCAUACCAGCUGCGACUACAAGUGCUACCAAAGCAACUUCCGAAGAACUAAACACUAUCGAAGCUAAAUUGACAAAAAAGUGUGAAAAUGUCGCUUCUUCAAGUACGGCCAAGCCUACUGUUCCUCCCACAAAGAAAACAACCUCCGUGAAAAAAGGCACUUGA
Arabis nemorensis is the source of this 654-nucleotide messenger RNA. The record is from the annotation of a GenBank genome assembly. Lineage: Eukaryota; Viridiplantae; Streptophyta; Magnoliopsida; Brassicales; Brassicaceae.